AUGGAUAGUGGAUUUGUACUAUCUUAUUCAUUUGGGAUUGGGAUAUGCGGCUAUGAUUAUAAAGCUACAUUGUUACUCGAGAUACUAACUGGACGAAGAUCAGUGGAUAAAACCCGUCCCAACGGUGAACAAAACCUGGUGGAAUGGGUGAGACCUCAUCUUGUAGACAAGAAAAGGUUUUACACAUUGUUAGAUCCUCGGUUAGAAGGUCACUUCUCUAUCAAAGGUGCUCAGAAAGCCACACAAGUAGCGGCUCAGUGUCUUAACCGAGACUCGAAAGCUAGACCAAAGAGUGAAGUUGGCGAAGUGUUGAAGCCGUUACCAAGUCUUAAAGACUUUGCUAGCUCUUCUUCUUCUUCUUUUUUUUAG
Messenger RNA from Eruca vesicaria subsp. sativa (arugula), 369 nucleotides. The record is from the annotation of a GenBank genome assembly. NCBI's taxonomy places the organism in Eukaryota, Viridiplantae, Streptophyta, Magnoliopsida, Brassicales, Brassicaceae.